Xyrauchen texanus (razorback sucker) is the source of this 5302-nucleotide messenger RNA. RefSeq lists its product as uncharacterized. Lineage: Eukaryota; Metazoa; Chordata; Actinopteri; Cypriniformes; Catostomidae. Gene Ontology annotation, cellular component: cortical actin cytoskeleton; cell projection; cell junction. Gene Ontology annotation, molecular function: actin filament binding. The record is from RefSeq and is a predicted model, not a curated record. The coding region runs from base 219 to 4067 and encodes 1282 amino acids. The transcript is spliced from 18 exons. Gene Ontology annotation, biological process: actin cytoskeleton organization.
CUCACCCUGUUUCUACUCAACUCUCUUUUUUUGACUCCAUCCCUCCCGCUUUCUCACAGUCCGUGCAAGAGCGAGAGGUUUGCAAGAGUCACGUUCUCCACAGAGAAAAGCUCUUGACUUCACACAUGGGUUUUGUUGACUUCAGAACGAGUCUUUACCUCCGAUUCACCAGAAGAAGGAUUUAAAGAUACGUACAAGAGGGUGUUGGGGUGAGUACAAUGAAAAGGAUCCAACCGUUCACCAUUGGGACCAAGUUGUCAGUCCCAUCUGAGACCAAAUGUCCGGAUUAUGUAGGCACCAUCCUUCCUGUCCCAGCUCUGGAUGGUUGCGAACUCCGAAAUGACUCGAGCGAUGACAUUUCUCCUUUGCAUCACAAUUCUGCACCUGUGGAAGAACAUACAGAGGACUUUAAUGAGGAUGUUAAAGAGGAAGAAGACAGGGACUCUGUGUCUCCACCAGCUUCCUCCAGAUCCAUCAGGAAGAUUGCGAUGUGUGCGAACUCCGAGAGCCAGAAGGAAUGUCAUGUCACAAAGUCGUUGCCUGUUGAGGAAAGAUUGAGCGACUGGUCUGAUACACAGCUGGAGACUGAGCCAUGGAUGAAAGGACUGAAGUUAAAGGACCUUCGUAAUGAUUAUAACAUGCCAGAAUACCCACAAGAUGAUCCAGACGACGUGUCUCACAGCCAGAGGAGAGACCUCAAAGACUUUGAGAACUCGCUCAUCCAACUCACAACGAGUCUGGACUUGACACAGCUCUCAAUGCAUCACCUGAACCAGGAAAAAACAGAAAGUCCUCAUCAGAAGAAGACAGAUGCAGUAGAUCUAGGAUUGGAGAUGCUUAGAAGACAGAGCCCAGGGGACCACGUUGACAAAUCGUGGUUGAAACUGAGGUCACUCCUGCGAGACUAUCAUCAGGAUCUCAUGCUGGCUCUGGACGUGUCUUCAUUUUACCAACAAGCGGAUAGCAUCAUUAGUGCCAUUAACUGCAAGAUGAGCCAUGCAUUGGUGACCGACUUGCAAAAAAGCAGUCAAGACAAAGAGACGAGAGAAAUGACCUUCCAAAUCAAUAUGCUGAAUGAGUCUGCGUCUCGCCUGUCAAAUCUCCACCCAACCCUGGCCAGAAGAGUUACGUGCAAACAGGCCGAGGUCAAGGAGAACUGGGCACUUCUACAGGAGCAUUUCCGGAACCAAAAGACAGAUGUGCUUCCCAAACACCAGUCAACUUUAGCCGCAGAUCCUCUAACCACAUGCCCUGACUCACAGAGCUUUGCUAGAAACGAGGGUCACGGCGUAAUGGGAAAAGAUGUCAAGGAAGAGCAAAACCGUCUCCGAGGAUUUGAGUGCUCUCAAGGCCUUUGGCCACUUAGGACGUGGAGUCCGGUUGAGGAAUGUUCUGCCGGAAGUCGAGGCUCACUAUCGGAAAGCAGCUGCUCCAACCUGGACAACAUCUCUGAGAAACAAGACAUGGACAGGAGGAGCUACAGCGGCCAGAUGGUUCAAACUACCCAUGUUCCCUCUCAGGAAGGUCUCGUUCCUAAUAAGGUGUUGAAGGAGUCGACGACGUCCACUGUAAUGGACAAUACAAAUCUGAUCCUUAGAGAAGACCAAAAAAUGGAGGAACUCCUAAGCCAGGUGGAGGUGCUUUGGGAUGCUCUGCAGAAGAAAUACGGAGAGAACGAUGACAUCAAACUCGCUGAGAAAGAACUAUCUGGAGAUAACGCUGUGCAGAUGAUGCCAGAACUCCCACUUUCUAACCAUCCCCCUCAAAAAGCAGAGGAGGCCGGUUCUGGAAUGCUCGCAAAAUUUCUUGAACUUUUGGAUCCCAGUGGUUAUCACAAAACGAGUCGGGAUGUCCCUGGUCUUCAGAAUAGCCCAGAAAUGUCUGAGGCUGGAAUGUCACGGGAGCUACAAGGAGAUCAAACUUAUCCGGAGAGUUUACGGAAGCACGAUCAAACCACAGAGGAGCUACAGAGCUUGCUGUCUACAUUAAGACUACGGAUCAACCAGCAUCUCUCCCGCUGUGCUGAACUCAGUAUGGACCUCCUGGACACAGAGAUCUUUGACUCUGAUCCCAGUGGACUGGAGGGGCUACAGGAGCAGCAAGAUGACCUUGAGGCUCAUUAUCACAUUAUUGAGGGAGAAGUGACAGACUUGGAGAGACUAGCCAGUCAACUGCAGGUUCCUCCCCCAGAACAGAGAGACACGCUCAGGGAAGAGGCUCAGGCGAUUCUGCAGGCUUGGGAGGAAGUAGGCCGCAACAUGGCUGAAAACAGAGGGCGCCUGGAGAAGUUCCAGCACAUACAGGACUAUUUCGAAAACUAUCUUGCCAUGAUUACGUGGACAGAAAACACCAGAUCUUGUGUCCUCGCCGGCAGUGCCGCCUGGAGAGAGAGUGAAGUUGCAGAAAUGGAUUGCAGCAUUGAAACAAAGCUGGACGAGUUUAACAAACUGGCUGCAGCUGGACAAAUGCUUAUGCAAGAGGAGACUCAGUUUAAAAACAUUAUCAAAGAGAGGACAGAUGAGAUGCAAAGCAUGCUCAGAUGGGUCCAAGUCAAUUGGCGCACUCAAAGAGAGCAACUUAAAAGAGACCAAAAUGAGAGACCAGAGAGGACAAAUGAUCUUGCCCAACAGAAGCUUUCGUCUGAAAGUCUGUGCAUUAUAAACGGAGAGGGAAUGGGAGGCGCUAUUGAAGCGCAACCCUCUCAAAACAUCCGCAAACAAAAGCCUGGGAGUCAAGAUGUGUCCAGCGUUGUAAGCCAGGAGUCCUGCCUUGCGAAGACAUCCCUUGGCUCAAGCAUCUGUCUCAUUUUAAGCUUUGAUGAGCAGUCCUCAGAGAUCAACCAAGUGAAGAAGCAAUGGUCACCGAACAAUAGUGAAGUACACUGCAUCUCGAAUGACAUUACAUUAUCAACCCCCAAAAAAGAACAAAUAGGAGAGUCAACAAGCAACAUUCAGGUGCACACACAGCAGUUACAAGACAACAACUCAAUGCCAAUGCAACAGACACUAGAGAUACUCCCAAAUGUAUCAAGCAUCACUGAAGAGACAGAGCACAAGUCACCAUGUGGAAAUACAGCACAGGAGCAGAAGUCAACAAACAACACUAAUCACGGUCAACCAGUCAAGUCACCAUGCCAAUCGUCGCCAUGCAAUGUUCAACCAUCGUUUUGCAACUACCCUACAGAAGGCCUGCAAACACCUACCAACAUCCCAAAACACCCUCAUCUAUCACCAGGCAUGGAUCAGAUGGAAAAGCCAGAUCUAUCAGUCAUGCAUCAAUUGCAAAACCAACACUCACCAAGAUACAACCAAGAGUGGACAAAACAAUCGCACAGCGAUCUAGAAACAAACCAAACGCCAUCAGACACAAAUCAAGUCUUACCGAACCAAAGCAACGAGCACCUGCGUCAUGAAGUGCCAGCUGAAGUCACUCAUAGAGUGUUCACGUAUUUGCAUGUCUCAGACAAUUACAAAUCCCCAUCACAUGCAACAGGGGAGGAUAAAACAACCUCCGCCUUGUGUUCUUCAUCAGUGUCCCUUUCUUCCUCUCAUCCAUCCUCCUUACUCUCACAAAAUGUCACUCCUGAGGGAGGGACUGUUUGCAACCACAACAGAUUCAGUGCCAGUUCUGUGUUCACGCGGAAAGAGCCGAUCAGAAGCAGGAAUGGUGAGCAUCGAAGGCACUCCUCGCUUGGCAACGUAGGAUUGGAAGGAUCUGCUGAACCUUCCAACAUUUUCAGGCAGAGGUGUAACACUUGGCCAGAAGGCGAGAGGAGGGGUCAGGAAAGUCAGUCAAACUCCAGACCUCAGGUGCUCAUUAAAGCGAGCAUGUUACCGGUGGAUUGGACAAUUUGCCUAGUACUAUCAAGACUCAGAGCGGACCAGUUAAAAACAUCUGCUCUUAUCUGUCUCUGGGAUCCAAACUUAGCUUCAGUCUUCCCAAGAGAUUUCACAACAGUGUCUCAGACUCAGAGAACAAAAAAGACAUCGGACCUGGCCUGGUUUAUGACAACCCAGCUGACUCAAAUGGCCAACCUGUACGCUCAUCUCAAACUCCAAUGGAGGUAGAACCAGUCAUUUAUACUAAACAAACUGAAGUGGAUGCAGAGCCAAAUGCAGACUGUGAAGUGUUGACUUUGGAAGACUUGGAAGAUGUUGAACCAACCAGUGAUGUUGAGGAUGUACAUAGCCGAGUCUUGAUGCAAGAGAGGUUCGCCACACCAGUUGAAUGCCCUCAGUGGCAAUACAGUCGGCCAGACAAAGCAUCUCUGAACAGCCGUAACGAUUCCUCCAAAGCCAACAGUGCAGCCAAUCAAUGCUGCCCUUCUUCAUCAACCUGUGGCGAAGAAUGCAUUAGUGUUUACACCAAAAUAAAAGACCUGAAUGGUCACUUAUACAAUGCAUCCAAAUACAUGAAGGUAAGAUCCCUGUCGCACACCUCAGUCUCUCGUAAGAGCGCCCGUGUCAUAGACUGUGGUGUGAGAGACUGUGCAGUGUGUUUCAGCGACACAUUGAAAGAGACAUUACCUGUGAGAGAAAUGAGAGUUACCUGUGCAGAGAAGCCUGACAUCAGCACGGAGGCGGUUCUUCAGCCGGGUCACUGGCUUUUCCAACAGGAGGAAGAGGAACUGAAAGAUAUCUGGAGACAACUGCACUAUGGAAACAUAUAUGGUUGAAGAGAAAGGGUUCUCAAUCAAAUCCAACAGGGGACAUGUGACCCACCCACUCUAUGGAUGAGAAGGUCUUAAUUUGGCCAUGUAAGCCACUCACAUCAAUGAGAUGGAUUAUUGUGGACCGGUUACCCUAUAAUUAUUUGGACAACUCGCCAUUUAUCUGCUGUACAUUUGAUAACUGAUUUGAUUAUUUGUAUACUUCUCUAUAUCAAUGUGGUAAAUGUAAUGGAAAACUGCCAAUGUUAUGGUUGGAUGAGUUACAGUGCAGAUCAUGUACUACACAAUGAAUAAUACAAUGCAUAUAGCCAUCAUGAGUGGUUCUUCAACAUUUCAUGCCACCUAUCCACCACCAAUGUUCCCUCAUUUUUUCCAGCAUCGAGCAAACUUUAAAUUGUUUGAGUGCAAGACUUGUGCACAAUGCAACACACACACACACACACACACACACACACACACACACACACACACACACACACACACACACAAUGCCAUAUUUAGAAUAAUAUCAAUAUCCCUGUAGUUAUCCCUAAAAUACAUAGCAAACUUUAACCCCCGAUGCAUAUGUUUGCAUACAUUCAUACAGUUGUAAAGAUGUAUUUUCUUCAUAAAACUACUUUUUUGACAAUUAAA